Molecule: messenger RNA, 1800 nt
Organism: Spinacia oleracea (spinach)
Lineage: Eukaryota; Viridiplantae; Streptophyta; Magnoliopsida; Caryophyllales; Amaranthaceae
Product: obtusifoliol 14-alpha demethylase
Exons: 3
Coding region: 194-1666 (490 amino acids)
Molecular function (GO): monooxygenase activity; oxidoreductase activity, acting on paired donors, with incorporation or reduction of molecular oxygen; iron ion binding
Source: RefSeq, a predicted model, not a curated record
UCACACCCCCUGUUCUUCCUUAAAUAAAAAAACAAUAAUUGCGCAAGUGGUCAGAUAGUGACAUUAGUAUCUUACUAUCUUAGUGCUUUGCAAAUACCUCCACAUCAAAAUUUCAAAUUCCAUCAUCUUUGUUGUCAACCGUAUUCUGUUUCUCUCUCCUAUUUCUGCGUUUUCAUGAUCUGCUGUUACAAACAUGGAGCUGGACAUCAUGGACAGUAAAUUCUUCAAUGUGGGGUUACUUGUUGUGGCAACCCUUAUAGUUGCCAAAUUGAUAUCAGUAGUGAUAAUGCGGAAAUCUGGAAAACGCCUUCCUCCAGUGAUAAAGGCUUUCCCUCCUAUCAUUGGUGGUCUCCUUCGGUUCCUCAAGGGUCCCAUUAUUAUGCUGAAGGAGGAGUACCCAAAGCUUGGAAGUGUAUUCACCUUGAAUCUGGUGAAUAAGAAUAUUACCUUCUUGAUUGGUCCUGAGGUGUCUGCUCAUUUCUUCAAGGCAUCUGAGACUGAUCUCAGCCAGCAAGAGGUCUAUCGCUUCAAUGUACCUACUUUUGGGCCUGGUGUUGUCUUUGACGUAGACUAUACAAUCCGCCAGGAGCAGUUCCGCUUUUUCACUGAGGCUCUUCGAGCCAAUAAACUUAAGAGUUAUGUAGAUCAUAUGGUUGUGGAAGCUCAGGACUACUUUUCCAAAUGGGGAGAUUCUGGGGAGGUAGAUUUGAAAUAUGAGCUAGAGCAUCUUAUUAUCUUGACAGCGAGUAGAUGUCUGUUGGGGCGAGAAGUUCGUGAUAAGCUCUUUGACGAUGUGUCUGCCCUAUUUCAUGAUCUUGAUAAUGGGAUGCUACCCAUUAGUGUUUUGUUUCCCUAUCUUCCCAUCCCAGCUCAUCGCCGCCGUGAUAGAGCCCGUAAGAAGCUAGCAGAGAUAUUCUCAAACAUUAUAGGUUCCCGUAAAUCCUCUGGUAAGUGUGAGACUGAUAUGCUGCAGUGUUUUAUUGACUCAAAGUAUAAAGAUGGUAGGGGCACCACAGAAGGAGAGGUGACAGGUCUGCUGAUUGCUGCACUAUUUGCUGGUCAACAUACGAGCUCCAUCACAUCUACAUGGACUGGAGCUUAUCUUCUUCGUUUUAAGGAAUACUUAUCAGCUGUGGUUGAAGAACAGAAAACAGUGAUGAAGAAACACGGAGAGAAUGUGGACCACGAUGUUUUAUCAGAGAUGGAAGUCUUACAUCGGUGCAUCAAGGAAGCACUUAGACUCCAUCCCCCACUGAUUAUGUUAUUACGCCAAUCACACAGUGAUUUCAGUGUGACUACACUAGAAGGUAAAGAGUAUGAUAUACCAAAGGGUCAUAUUGUUGCCACCUCACCAGCAUUUGCAAACCGUCUGCCACAUAUAUUCAAAGAUCCAGACAGUUAUGAUCCUGAUCGCUUUGCCCCUGGGAGGGAUGAAGAUAAGGCAGCAGGACAAUUCUCAUACAUCUCUUUCGGAGGAGGUAGGCAUGGCUGCCUUGGUGAGCCUUUUGCUUAUUUGCAAAUUAAGGCAAUAUGGAGCCAUCUGCUCAGGAAUUUUGAGUUUGACCUGAUUUCUCCAUUUCCAGAGAUUGAUUGGAAUGCCAUGGUUGUUGGCGUAAAAGGGAAGGUCAUGGUUAGAUACAAGCGAAGAAAGCUUGUUGUUGACUGAUUGUGAUAAUCACCUCUUUUUACUUAAUUUCAUCUGCUUAAUUAAUGUUCAGGUUUAGGAUCUUAUGAGUAUAAUGUUGCAGACCCAGACUGCCAUCUCUUGUUUUUUGAAUUUAUUUGACUAGUCAUUACUUA